Daktulosphaira vitifoliae (grape phylloxera) is the source of this 893-nucleotide messenger RNA. RefSeq lists its product as uncharacterized. The transcript is spliced from 24 exons. NCBI's taxonomy places the organism in Eukaryota, Metazoa, Arthropoda, Insecta, Hemiptera, Phylloxeridae. The coding region runs from base 108 to 893 and encodes 261 amino acids. The record is from RefSeq and is a predicted model, not a curated record.
UUCUUGUUUGCCGAUACGUUUAAUAAUUACUUCAAGUCAUUAUAAAAUCUAUUUCAAUUAAAUUUUUAUCAAGUCUUAUGAAAAAUUGUUUGAAACUAUAGACAACAAUGAAAUUAUAUAUUUUAUCAAUAUUAUUUUUUUUGGUGUUCACCUCAUUUUAUUUGGAAGUUGUAGGUGGUGGUGAUAGUACUUCAAAUGAUGGUGCUAGUACUUCAAACGAUUUUAUAGAGUGCCCAAUAUGUCGAAUUCUAAUCAAUGAAAAUCCUGGUGAUGGAUUUCCUUUCACUCACUCAGCAAAUUGUGAUGGAUUUCCUUUCACUCACUCAGCACAUUGUGAUGGAUUUCCUUUCACUCACUCAGCACAUUGUGAUGGAUUUCCUUUCACUCACUCAGCACAUUGUGAUGGAUUUUCUUUCACUCCCACAGCACAUGGGUUUACUUUCACUCACCCAGUACAAGGUGUGAGGAAUAGUGUGAAUACCUCAGCUGAAGGUGUAAAUAUUAAUUCCUCAGCAGGAGGUGUAAAUAUUGGUCCUUUUGUCUCAACAGAAGGUAUGAGGUUAAAUGUUAAUACCUCAGCAGAAGGUGUAAAUAUUAGUUCUAUUUCCCCAGCAGGAGGUGUGAGGAUUGUCAAUACCUCAGUAGAUGGUGUAAAUAUUGAUUCUAUUUCCUCAACUGGAGGUGUGAGGUAUAGUGUUAGUACCUCAGCAGAAGGUGUGAGAUUAAAUGUUAAUACUUCAGCAGAAGGUGGAAGAUUUGAUUUAAAUACCUCAACAGGAAGUGGAAGAUUUGGUUCUAAUACCUCAACAGGAGGUGGAAGAUUUGGUGCUAAUAUCUCAACAGGAAGUGGAAGAUUUUUGAUAUACAAUUUUUGGAAAAAUUUUUUACUAUAA